Molecule: messenger RNA, 1144 nt
Organism: Exaiptasia diaphana
Lineage: Eukaryota; Metazoa; Cnidaria; Anthozoa; Actiniaria; Aiptasiidae
Product: glutathione S-transferase U19
Exons: 2
Coding region: 128-814 (228 amino acids)
Biological process (GO): glutathione metabolic process
Cellular component (GO): cytoplasm
Molecular function (GO): glutathione transferase activity
Source: RefSeq, a predicted model, not a curated record
UUGGGCUUCCUGUGAUGGUCACAGUCUCUCGCGGCAUAGAGCGCAAAAAGUAGCAUUGCUAGUUUUAUUUGAGGUUUCUUCAUCUUCUUCUGGAAAUCAAAUCGUCACAGUGACAAUAGUUGAAAAGAUGGGAGACUCUAAGCCAAAAGCAUACAUUGCUUGGUUUUGCCCCUUUGCACAACGUGCUUGGAUAUCGCUGCUUGCAAAAAGAGUUGAUUUUGAAUACAUUGAACAAAACCCUUACAACAAGACACCAGAAUGGAUGGCCAUCAGUCGUAAUGGACUUGUACCAGUCAUUAUUCACAAUGGAAAUACUGUCUAUGAAAGUGAUGUUUGUAUUGAAUACAUUGAUGGAGCCUUCAACAGUGAUGUCUCACUCAUGCCUAAAGAUCCCUACCAGAGGGCUUAYGCUCGCAUAUGGGGGGCCUUUCUGGGUAACAAGGUCAUUCCACACAUCUUUGGAAUGACYAUGAAGCCAACAAAGGAGGAAAGAGAACAAGCCAAAGAGAAAUGCUUAGAGGGAUUGAAAGAAUUCACUGCAGCAAUGUCACCAGAUCAYGAAUACUUCCAACAAGACACUCUCAGCUAUGUUGACAUCAUGCUUGCUCCAUUUCGUGAAUAUUUUCCAGCUAUGAAAGAAGCUGCAGGAUUUGAAAUACCCCAAACUCCUGAAUUUGAGCGCUUUCACAAAUGGUUAGCUGCUGUUACAAAGCAUCCAGCUGUGGCUGCUACAGGACCUGAUCCCAAGAAGUUUAAGGAGUUUGCUGAGAAGUAUGUUCAGGCAAGGAGGGAAGGAAAAAAGCCACAGAUGUAGGAAAAAAUGAAUGAUAUCAAAUUUAUUCCACAUUGUUGCAAGUAAAACUAUUUACCUAAAAUUAUACUGUAGUAUGUAACCAAUCAGAAGAUAAUAAUCAAAUAACUCAGCAAGAGCUGUUCAUUUUUAAUUGAAAUAUUGUUAUUCAAAUCAUAAUAGAAUGUAAUAUCAACUCAUCAAUAAGGACAUAUUGUUUAAAAAAUUGUAAAUUUUCAAAUAAUUAUAAUUUUAAUCAUUUUUUUUUUCAUUUAUACAAUUUUAUUCAUUGGAUUUUGCAAAAAUUGUAAUGAAUUUGCUAAAGAAGAUUGCAAAUACAUCAAACUGCUUGUA